AGUUCUGCAACGUUACCCACCUAAACACUUUCUGCAGCUCGAUGACCGCAAUUCCGAGUACUCAGAAUCAAGAUAAAAUCCGCAUAAAUGGUCUUAUCCUCCAGUUAAGCAUAGGCGGUACUACACCUAAGGAGGGAUCCUUGCAGCCAAUUCACAUAUCUCUGGCCAUUAAACAUGACGUAUCUGUGGCAGCAACUUUGGACAGCAUAAGUCAUUCCAUCGAUUACGCCUCCAUCUGCAAUACCGUAUCCGACUGUUUGGUUUCCCAACAUUUUACAUGUCUAGAGACUUUGAUCGAUCAUAUAUUCACGUUCAUAUUCGGGGCUCAUGCGGAGAUCUCAGAGAUGUUCGUCUCAGCUUUCCAAAAUAGUGUCCCGGAGAGCCUUCCAGUUUCUUCCUUUGGAUACGAGUCAAACAGGAAAAAGGAUGGAACAUCACCAAGGUCGGACUGUUUCACCAUGAGAGAAAUCCAAAGCGCCACAAUAGUUGGUAUAGAACCCCAUGAAAGAACGGCGAUCCAGCCUGUUUCUUUCGAUGUGGACAUCCAACGGUCCCUGAGAUCUUCUCGAUUUUGUGAUUUUUCUGGACUCACGAGAUCAAUUCAUGAUCAAGUCGCGAAAACAUCUUUCUAUACAUUGGAAGCACUGGCAUCGUUUGUUGCCCUUGGUGUGUUGAAGCAUACUGGUGAAAGUCAGGAUACUGUCACCAUCAAAGCAGCGAAACCCAACGCUCUAAGUCUCGCAAAGUCCGCUGAAAUUGAGCUGGUCCGCACCCAAAGCCACUACCCCGAUAUCUUUUCGAUAGGGCCAGAGGGUCGCAGUCAAAGCCUAUUAGACUACACACCCUCCCCUCUCGGUUUAUCUGCAAUGAUAUCGUCUAUAAGUCCACCCAAUAAAGCUUCCCCAGCUUUGCAUGUCGCUGCCAUAGCGCUGGGAUCCAAUCUAGGUGACAGAUUCGCAAACAUUGAAACUGCUCUUCGGCUGUUGGAAAAUCCUGCUCGAACGCUUGACGAACUCCAACAAGAUGCAGAAGUUGCGAUCAUCGACACCAGUUUCAUGUAUGAAACAACUCCAAUGUACGUUAUUGAUCAACCACUUUUUGCAAAUUGUGCAUGCAUGGUCGAAACGAACCUGCGUCCUGAGUUACUUCUUAAACUGUUAAAGCAGAUCGAGACUACUGUGGGUCGUGUCCCGUCAAUUCGAAAUGGACCCCGAGCUGUGGAUCUGGAUAUCUUGAUUUAUGACAUGGACAUGAUCGACACUCGACCCAAAGAACAGAGAUAUCACUUAGGAGACCUCGAGGGUCAAUUACUCGUCCCCCAUCCCAGGAUGGCCGAGCGAGAAUUUGUCCUAAGGCCGUUGAACGAUAUGAUUCCAAACUAUAUACAUCCGGUUUACAAGCAGUCCAUUCGAUCUAUGCUGGACUCACUGAUGGAAGCUCAUACUGGAGACGAUUUUCCGAUGCAAAAAGUCAUUCCGUUUCCCCGAUAUCCUUUAUCUGAUCCUGCAGUACCAAACCUUCUCGACGUCCCUGUUCCUCCUACCGCCAAACACUGGGCCUUUUCCGUUACCAAUUCCGCGAAUACAUCAACGAAUUCUCUGCCUCGAACAACAUACGUCAUGGCUACCCUAAACGCUACCCCAGACUCAUUCUCUGACGGAUCCAUCCAUAAUGCCCUGCCAGACGCUCUUUCGUAUGCCACCACCUCCGCAGCAUCCGGAGCAGAUAUCAUCGAUAUCGGCGGCUACUCUACGCGGCCAGGAGCAGCUUAUGUUUCUCCUCAAGAAGAAAUAGACAGGAUAGUGCCCAUCAUCAACGGCAUUCGUUCCAAUCACGACGAAGGUUCCAAAGUGAAAGAAUGUUUAAUCAGCGUGGAUACGUUCCGCUGGGAUGUGGCGAAGGCCGCUAUACUGGCAGGGGCUAACUGCAUCAAUGACGUGUAUGCUUUCACUGGACCUGAUUACCCUCUCAGUGCUUCCUCUGCUGAGCACCUCCUGGAGAUGCGACAAAUAGCAAGGGACCUCGCCGUCCCCGUCAUCCUCAUGCACUCUCGUGGAGACGCCGGUUCAAACAAAGAUGAUGGAGACAGUGACGCGAGCGGGAUGCAAGGCAAUGCAACCGAGCGAGUGUUGGCAUGCAUUCGAGAAGAACUAGGAGAGAAGGUGAAUGCGAUUGUCAAAGGGCGAAACGGGGUAAGGCGUUGGAUGGUCAUCAUCGACCCGGGAAUUGGAUUUAGCAAAACAUUAGAGGGGAAUCUAGCGGUACUGCGACAUGCGUCUUCCAUCACGGCUGAUGUACAGGGCAACCAUCUAACUGGAUAUCCUUGGCUUAUCGGCGCCUCGAAGAAAUCUUUCCUAGGAGCGAUUCUUGAGCAACCGAAUGCACAAGGUUCAUAUGGCGGAAGGAAAACCCAACCUAAAGACCGAGGAUGGGCUACCGCUGCUACCGUAGCCUGUGCUGUUCAACAAGGAACAACGAUAGUGAGGGUACACGAUGUAGAGGAUAUGCAUGACGUUGUUUCCGUAGCUUCUGCACUCUGGCACAAAUGAUCACUUAAGAAAUUUCUU
This is a messenger RNA of Serpula lacrymans var. lacrymans S7.9, 2567 nucleotides long. RefSeq lists its product as uncharacterized. Gene Ontology annotation, molecular function: dihydropteroate synthase activity; dihydroneopterin aldolase activity; 2-amino-4-hydroxy-6-hydroxymethyldihydropteridine diphosphokinase activity. Lineage: Eukaryota; Fungi; Basidiomycota; Agaricomycetes; Boletales; Serpulaceae. The transcript is spliced from 5 exons. The record is from RefSeq and is a predicted model, not a curated record. The coding region runs from base 42 to 2549 and encodes 835 amino acids. Gene Ontology annotation, cellular component: mitochondrial envelope. Gene Ontology annotation, biological process: tetrahydrofolate biosynthetic process.